Molecule: messenger RNA, 3888 nt
Organism: Brassica oleracea var. oleracea
Lineage: Eukaryota; Viridiplantae; Streptophyta; Magnoliopsida; Brassicales; Brassicaceae
Exons: 17
Coding region: 253-3672 (1139 amino acids)
Source: RefSeq, a predicted model, not a curated record
CAAUAAGAAAGCAGAGAGACUGAUUACUUUUUGCCUAAACCAAUCCAAUCCACCACAAGACCCUCGUUGAAUUUUUUUUCCUAGCGAUUCAAAAGGCUUCGCCUUGUCCCAAUUACGCUUAGAUUCCUCUCAAUUCCUCCGUGUUUUGAUUCGUCUCCGCGAUUCUAGGGUUUUGCAAUUUCGUGUUGAUUCAUGGCUUGGGAUUAGGUGCAGCGGGUUUGAAGUGACUUUUAGAGUUUGAAGAAGGGCACGAUGCUAGGCUCUGGUAACAAUUUGAGCAGGGGUACAGUAGGCUUGUCUUCUGAUACCCCGAACUUGUCUCAAGUCUUAACAUUGGAACCGAUUAGAUUAGGCAAUCAAAGCUAUACUCGCUCAGGAGAGCUAAGGAGGGUUCUCAGCGUCCCUAGUAGGGAGGCCUCAUCAGAAGAUACUUCUUUUGGAAUGUCCCAUCCUAAGCCUUCUCCUCCUGUGGCAACAGAGGAGCUCAAGCAAUUUAAGGAAAGUGUGCUAGAUACUUCCCGAGAGGCCGGGGAUCUAGCGAAGAAGCUAAGUGAAUCCAUAUUUAAGUUGGAUAAAUAUGCGGAGACGUUGAGUUCAAAGAAACGAAGGAGGAGUGAUAUAUCCCCUGGUGAGAGGAUGGACGCAGCUAACUUGGAUAAGAUGAGAAACCAGGUUCCGAGAGCGCAAGACAGUAUGGCUCAAAGAUCUGAGGAGAGAAAAAAGAUGCUUGGAUUGAACAAGCGUGCUCGUACCCCACUUGGAGAUGUGCAGGGGGAUGGUAGAGUUUCUACUCUUGCAAGGCAGCAAGUUAUAGAAAGGGGCUCUGAUUCACCUCCAAGUGUUCCUGGAGAAACAGUGCGAAUAGAGGAGAAGAUACGCAGGCUGCCUGUUGGUGGUGAAGGAUGGGAGACAAGAAUGAAAAGGAAACGGUCUGUUGCAACUCUAGGCAACAGAGUUAUGAAUCCUGAUCAACGUGUCAUGCAGCAGCCGAAGCCGACAGUUGACUCUAAGUUGCGUUCUUGUGACACCCAAAAUUUCAGAUUGAAAUCUUCCACCGGGGUGAGUGGAAUUAACCGGCUUGAGUCUUCAUUUGAACCAGACAGUCCAGGUAUGGGUGGAUUACCCAGGAAUGAGUUGGAGACUGUUUCCCUUGCAAGGGACCGGUCAGUACUUGCUGAGCAGAGGCUUAUGGCCAAGGGAAACAAUAAGAGAAACUUACAGGAAGAUGGCCCCACAAACAGCUCUACUGCAAUAUUGAAAGGAAAUGUUUCUAGGGCUCCAAGAACAGCAACCGUUAUGUGUGUUGAUUCUUCAAUCAAAGUCGAGCCAUCAUCUGGAGUAUUACAAGGUUCAUCUGCACAUGCAAUGGCUCAAUGGGUUGGCCAGAGACCUAAGAAUUCUCGAACGAGGAGAACGAAUGUAGUUCCGCCUGUUAUCAAGCAUGCUGAAAGCAAGUUCUCAGCUCAAGGUUUUGCAACAUCUGAUUUUAGUCCUAGAGGAUCUCCUGGAACCACUGGGUCACUCUCAGUUGUUGACAGUAGCCCUUUAAAAAUGAAAAGGAAGCCGAAGAAUGCUUCAUCACCGUAUGGUUUCUCUGAAAGUGAGGACUCGGGAGCUGGAGACAACAAAACAAGAGAGCGUGCUCUUGCGAGUGGGGACUUGUUCACAACUCCUAAAACAGGGUCGCCGUUAAGGAAAAAUAAAAUGCAAACGAGUUAUAAAGGAGGUGGUGCAUGGAAGCAAGGAAAGUGUGAAAGUGUUUCGUCAUUGACAACUCCUGGCUUUCAUCCUAUGAUUGUUAAGUCAGAGAAUCUAACACUAGAGAAGCCUCUGCACAAUGUCAAGAUUGCGUCAGAUAAGAAUCGAAGCAAAUAUGGGCGUCCACCAGCGAAAAAGGUUAAAGAUCGUAAACCUUCUACGCGGCGUGCCUCAAAUUCUAUUUCCACUCCAGAUAUUACAGGUGAAUCUGAUGAUGAUCGUGAAGAUAUUUUUGCAGCGGCUAAUUCAGCACGGAAGGCAGCGAAUCUUGCUUGUUCUGGUAAGUUUUGGAAAAAGAUGGACCACAUCUUUGCUGCCAUCAAUGCAGAUGACAUGCAGAACAUAAAAGAUCAGCUGAAUUUUGCUGAAGAACUCGAUGAAUCUCUGUCAGAGGCAAUCUUAGAUGGCUAUAACGUUAUGGGUAUCAAAUUGCCGAAAGCACCACAUCGCCCUGGUGAGGGAAUUGUUGACUAUUCAGGUCCAGCGUUGUCAUGUAUAUCUGAUCUUUCAUUUGAGAGAUUGGACAUGAGAAAGUUGAACGAGAUUACUCCGUUGUACAAGAGGGUGCUUUCUGCCCUAAUCGAGGAAGAUGAUGGAGAAGAAGUCGUACAAUUCAAUGGAGGGAAGAAUCUGUCUCUUCAUUAUGCUAGUGAUGAUUCUCACUCUGGUUCGUGUACCUAUAUUGACACCGAGUUUAGAGAGAGAGACAGAAUGGAAUUUGAAGUAGAGUCAAGCGGGGAUUUUCAGACCCCCAAGAGUUGUUUAUUUGACAGAUUUUCCAAUGAGAGGAGUGUUGUGUAUAACCCUUUCAGAAAUGGUAGCAUGUCUACAUCUGUCCAUAGCAAUGAACAGUGGAUCGGGGAUGAUAAUCUUUCACAUUCGGAUGCUGCACUCGGCGGUGAGGCCUAUUCAAAUAGCCUGGGUCAGCUGCAAGCUAGGGACGUGAACAUUCCCAACUUUCCAGUAUCUGACACGCAGUAUCAGCUAAUGUCUUUGGAUGAGCGACUUCUUCUGGAACUACAGAGCAUUGGUGUGUUCCCUGAGGCCAUGCCUGAUCUGGCUGAAGAAACUAUGAGCACAGAUGUUAUGGAGUUGAAGGAAGGCAUUUAUCAGCAGAUCCGAAACAAGAAGCAAAAGCUGGAGAAGCUAAAUAUUACCAUCCAGAAGGGGAAAGAUGAUGAGAAAAGGAAAAUUGAGCAGCUAGGUAUGGACCAGCUUGUGGAAACAGCUCACAAGAAAAGAAUGGCAUCCCGUGGAAAUAAAGCUUUUAAAUCCCAUAAGGUCACAAGACAAGCGGCCUCGGCGUUCAUCAGGAGGACACUUGCCAGGUGUCGCAAGUUCGAAGAGACUGGGCUUAGCUGUUUUGCUGAUCCCGCACUUCAAGACAUAUUGUUUUCAUCUCCCAGCAACGAUGCAAAAUCAUCAGAAAACGGCGGCUCUGGAACAGCCAGUAACACUCUCAAUGAACCUUCUAAUCACCAGGCUGAGGCCAAGGGUUCAGGUGCAGUGUCUAGUACAAAGAGGAGAGAAGCAUUGGUCGACGACGUUAUCGGAUGCGCUUCAUCUAAAGUCACAACGAGUAUAGAUAGUGCGGUUCUUAGUGGAGGAGGUAAGAGAGAAGACGGUUUCGUGAACAAGAACAAACCGAAACCCAAAGAAAAGAACGAAAACCAAUCAAGAUCAACUCACCCAACAGGUCCAGCGAGCAGAGGCAGAGGAGGCAACGCUGGAGAUGGUGGUGCAGCAGGAGUAGAUGAGGAAGCUCCAAUAGAUUUCUCAAAACUAGCGUUCCAUGAUCUGGAGGAAAUAGAUGAGCAGGCAGAUAUAGGAAACUGGUUUGAGGGUCUUCAGGAUAUUGAUACCGCUGGGCUUGAUGAGGUUCCUAUGGAUGAUCUCUCUUUCAUGUUUGGAUAAAGAAGGAAGACACUGACAGAGGGAGAGGAUUUGAUCUGACGCUUAUCUAUCACAAUUCACUAGUAUUAAUUUCUUAAGUUUGUAUAUUUGUACUGAAAAGUGAUUGUCUCCCUUGGAGGCGAGUAUUAAACUAUGAUCUAAUAUUAUAUGUAUUUCCAUUUUCAAAAGAGUAUCUUUUGAUGUAUUCAUAGUUCAAUAACAUUUGUUUGAAAAGAA